Messenger RNA from Quercus lobata, 1990 nucleotides. RefSeq lists its product as uncharacterized. The coding region runs from base 798 to 1769 and encodes 323 amino acids. NCBI's taxonomy places the organism in Eukaryota, Viridiplantae, Streptophyta, Magnoliopsida, Fagales, Fagaceae. The transcript is spliced from 2 exons. The record is from RefSeq and is a predicted model, not a curated record.
UGUUAUACAGGGAGGACUGCUGAUGUGGGGAUGUACGAUGCCAUGUUUGCUGCUGGCCUUAGAUUACCACUGACGGCUUUACACCGUCAGCUAGCGGAUUUCUUGGGAUUGUCCGUCAGCCAAAUUGCUCCGAAUGCCUGGAGGAUUUUUAUUGGUGCUGAGAUCCUUUGGGGUCGCUUGAGUGGGGGGAACCGUCAGCUUUCGCUAGACGAGUUCUUUUAUUGCUACAGACCCCAGCAUAAAGUAUCUGCCAAGGGGACCUACCAUUUUGCUCCACGUGAGAAGAGCUUAAGAUUAGUGUUUGAUAUGCCAGACUCCAAUAGAAAUUGGAAGAAUAGAUUUUUCUUUGUUAAAGGGACGGAUUGGGUGUGCCGUCCAGGUGAGUGGGAUACACUGCCUGGCGGUUAUUUUGAUAACACUUGGGCCUAUAUUAGGGAGUCAGGUUGCCCCCUUGUCCUUCUUCUUACCGUCUCUUUUCAUUUAUCAGGGAGUUUUCUUGAGUCCGUCUCCUUUAACACCGUCUAUUCCCUUUUAUUUCAGCUAGCGCUCGCCCGGAGAUAUCUGACGAACAAAGGGAAUUUAUCCGUCGGAUACUUGGCAUACCGCUUGAGCAACGGAAGUGUAGGGACUUAAUCACCCUAGACACUCUCCAUUUGUAUUGUGGGGGUCCAGAGCCGACGGUUGAAGCUCGGAAGUUGGAAGAAUUUUCUCGUAAACGUAAGUCGAAGCCUUACAUGACCCGUCGGUUUAUUUCUUUCGUCGGCUAUUACUGAUCCGUCAAUUUAUUUUGUGUAGAGAUGGAAGCUGCGAAGCAAAGGGUGAGGGCCGCUGCAGCCCGUAAGAAGGAGGAGGAGAAAGCUAAGGGAAAAGAAGGAGCGUCAACCCCUCAUUCCUCUUUGAAGAGUUCAGUUAAGAGGAAGGCUGACGGAAAGGACGAUCCUCCUUCUAAGAAGGUAGCUGUCAGUGCUGGGGAUGUGCCUUCCACGAAGUCGCCUCCCAAGUCUGGUCACGGUGCUGGGAAAGGAGUGAUGACCUCUUCCGGUCCCGUCAUUGAGGGACCCCGUUGCUUGCUGACCCACAAGGAUUAUGCUGUUGAGGGGGUAGAAUCCCUCAUAAAACAGACGGAUCUGGACCCUUGUGCUCAGCUAGGGACGGAAGACCUGGGGGCGUCAGCUUUCUUUGACAUAGCACGGGCCUUGGUUCGUGUAAAAGCACUUCAAGACCGGUGCGUGGCCAAAGAAGGCGUCGUUUCUCGGGUUAGGAGGCAUAACGCCAAUCUGAUGGAUCAGCAAGCGCAAUAUAAGGAGGCCGUCCGUCUCUUAAACUCAGAGCUGAAGGAUGUAAAGGAGAAGUUGGGGGAGGCUGAGGGUCAGCAGAAGAAGCUUGAGGAGGAGGUUUCAUCCUUACGUGCACAAGUAGAGACGGCUGGGACUGACGCGGUCCAAAAAUUCAAGACAACCCAGUCAUUUAUUGAUUCCUGCGCUGAUUAUUACGGCACAGGUUUCGACGAUUGUCUGAAGCAGGUAGCGUCAGCUUAUCCAGAGUUGGAUCUAUCCGGAAUUACCAUGGAUGCCUCCGUGCCGAUGACUCCUGCUCGUGAAACUGUUGCUGACAAAGGUGACGGACCCCUUAGUUUGGACUCUUUGCUUAAUGAUGCCGGAGUUAUUUUGGCUCAGCCAGCCGUCACUAUCCCUGCCGAGUCUUCAGAUGCGGCGCAAAUUGCCAAGGAUAAAGCUGACAGGGUCUCCAAGGAUGUUCCUGCCACUUAACCCUGGCUUUUCUAUUGUAAUUUUUGAACAAUGUUUUUAAAUGCCCUUCCGUUUAUUGGGCUUUUUACUUGUAACUCUAUCUUCCCCUUUUUAUGGCACUUGGAAUCCGUUGCUUCGAACACGUAUGUUGAUUCUAAUUUCUUAUGGUCCCAUUUAUUUGACGAGAUUGUUACCUUUCGAUUUUUUAGCCCCCUUUUUUUGUCAUUUGAACGGGCUUUGUU